Molecule: messenger RNA, 1024 nt
Organism: Olea europaea var. sylvestris
Lineage: Eukaryota; Viridiplantae; Streptophyta; Magnoliopsida; Lamiales; Oleaceae
Exons: 4
Coding region: 191-706 (171 amino acids)
Source: RefSeq, a predicted model, not a curated record
CCGCCCGCUGGAUAAACCCUCGCCUGCAACCCUGAAUUUUCUUCUAUGAAUAGCGCUCCAUCCCCAUGCCUUGUACCUCUUCCUCGCUCCUCCAAAACUCCGUCUUUCUUUCUCUCUUCCAAGCCUGGCAGAACCUAUUCGCCAGAUAAUAACCCUAGGCUUCGGAUUUGUGAAUAAUAAGGCUGGAACCAUGAACGGGUGUGUAUACCGACAGAAUUCCUUGGUGGGUUGUAUUGGAAACAUGGCUAGGGGAGCUGAUUCAGAUGGCGUCGUUUGUCCAAAACCUCGCAGGGUUGGUCUUCCCCUUCAGUUGGAUGAACCCAUCAGAUCGUCUUCUCGUUUGCUCCACAUCAAGAACGAACAAUCAGAGGCGUCUGAUGCAAAAGCUGGGACGGAACUUCUUGAUACUAUCUUGAUGAAGGGAAGUUAUGGUUACGCAAGAUCCAAUUUUCCGGUGGCCUCGUUGCUGCCGUUUUUUUCGGGGUCUCCACCCACCAGGACCUCGAACCCUGUCAUCCAAGACGAGCAGUUUGGAAAUGGCAAUUUUAAUCCUCUAUCAACUGCAUUCGAAGCAUCACCACCUCCACCUUCAUCCGCCCGCAAGAGUGGAGGAUGUGUUAGGGUGAGUUUUGGGCAUAAGCCGGCUACAGUUAGGAUCGAAGGGUUCAACUGUCGUGGAAAUUGCAGCAUUUCUGCCGUAGCUUAAACAUCCUUCAAAUUCAAGACGAACUUCGAAUUCGGAGAGGGAUUAAUUGAGUAACAUCAAUAACAGAACAAAGGGGAGUUUUUGGGGGAGGAUCUGAACAAUUUGUUCAGUAAUGUGUAUAGUAUGUCUGAACAAAGAGGGUCACUUUUUACCGAGUUUUGAGUCCUUUUGUGUAUAUGUAAAGACUUGAAGAGAAAAUAGGAAACUGGAGAGGAAAGGGAGAAAUAACCCUUUUCUGGGCUUUGUAGGUUUUUUGCUCUGUUAACUUUCAUCAGAGAAAAAAAGAGCCUUUUGUAACUCAUUUUGAGUCUCUCUUAA